Molecule: messenger RNA, 391 nt
Organism: Arabidopsis arenosa
Lineage: Eukaryota; Viridiplantae; Streptophyta; Magnoliopsida; Brassicales; Brassicaceae
Source: the annotation of a GenBank genome assembly
GAACAAAAUCCUCAUCUCAAAACUUGUUUCCGAUGUGGGACUCUGGCUUUUACCAAUUUUUUCUCUUUAGUUAUCGAACAUUUAUUAUUCUAGAAAACCUAAGAAAUUAGUGUCGCAGCCGCACCGGAGAGAAAAAUGGCGACUACAACUUCGUCUUCUUCGUCUGUUCGCGAAUUCGAGCUUGAGAAGGAGAUAAAGAGGCAAGAGGUUUCGUUAGAUGAAUUGAGCAGUCUCUCUUCUUCUCGAAGUGUCUACCAGAAAAAUGGUAACCUCUUCUUCCUCACAUCUACCGAGAAAGCGAAAACCUCUGCGCAGAAACAACUUGACUACGCUAAAUCUGAAAUCGACAAGAUUCGUUCGCAGACAUAAACAAUAAAGCUUUGUAGAUGCU